UAAUGUGUAGGAGUCCAAUAACGUUUUAUUUUUAUUUAUUUUUUACACCGCAGUAUGGCAGUCCUUCCCAUAUGUCAGCCUGCCUUAGCUGCUGUGCGCGCGCAGCCACCAUUUCUCGAAUGCAAGACAGUGACAGACUGUUUAGGUUGUCAUGAUCGCUCAUUGUUGGUCAAGCGAAGUUUACACAAUGUUGUUGAUUUUGAUCAUUCUCCUGCAGAUUAUUUUUUUUAAAUGGAGGUCCGUGAUUCCAGAUACUCGUCACGAUUUCCCAUACCAAAAACUCAUUUAUAAACCAGGAAAAAAUAAUUUUUUUAAAUGAACUUCCAAGAAAUAAAUCUGUAGGCCCUUAGAAGCCAGUGCAUUGUCGCCAGUGUUUUUUUAGCAGUUCUGCAAAUUCUGCAACAUUGCUGUGGCAGCUUGUGAACUGUAUAUUUGCCAUUACUAUUUUAAAAUGUAUAAAUUUAUUUGGAACAGGGUUUACAUCUGAAUAAAUGCUGUGUUGGUACCUUUUGGUGUUGUAAUGUUUUUUCUUUUUUGUAAUAUAUUAUUUUUUUUCCCACCAGGAAAGAUGCAAGCUGUGCGUGAACAUGACUCGAACGCCAAAAAAAAUAAAUGUUUUGAAGUUCAGCUGACCUCCAAAUCCUUUUGGGAAUGCGCUGCCAAAAAGUUCAACAUCCCAACCUUGGACUUGAAAGUGUUUGAUGACUCAAAGACAGAAGUUGAUGAGCAGGUUUUUGAUCUCCUGUUGAAAAACCCAAACCUUGGUGUGUUGGAAAGUUGUCUGGCCAAAGAUGCAAAUCCAGAAGAUCAGCAGAGUUGUCCUGCAAAGAGCUGCAAUACCAGUUCAAUUGGAGAUACUGAAGUGGACUCAGAUGACACCAUAAUAUUACAACACAGUCCUACAACAAGACGAAGAGUUGAAGGCACCUCUCUUGCCAAAGUGGUUGCUGUCAUUGGUGAGGAUGCAUCAUCCGUUGAAGGUCAUGUGAAUGUCCUGCAUAUCCAGUACAGCAAGGUGCGAGAGGAUAUACUAAAGAAGUACCCUUUCUUGAAGACAACCUCAGGGUUGUUUGAUGUUGACCGAAUGCAUCCAUCACCUGUCAGUUUAAGCCAGCGCUUCAAGGACGGCGUUUACCAGUAUUGUGCCAAAGGUGCUUGAGCUUGUUCAAAGAAAAGCUCCAUUAGCUAAAGUCUACAACGAAGCAAGAGAAGAGAUGCUUGCAGAGGAUCUACUAGGUAUUGACAUAAACGUAAUCCUUGGUAAUCUUUUGUGUUUAUAGUUCUUCUUUUUAGAAUUCGUAUCAAUAUUAUCUUAUCACAUUUAUGCAUUUUUUUAUUUAAAUUAUGCAUUUAAACUUGGUUAUAAGUUUACUUUUUUAUUAUCUAUUUUUAGAAAAUGUAGAAUGCAGUUGAAAGAUUUACUUAAAAUGAGGUCUAGUGCUUCUUUUGUUAAUGUCACAAGUUUUAUUUCAUGGUUUAAAAAUGGUAACUGAAGUGCUAUGUGCUGUUUACAAUUGAUCAAAUGUUAAGGUUAUAGUUACAAUGAAUGCAAUGUGAACUGAAGGAAAAAUAUAGAUUUUUCAUUAUUGUAAAAUUGCUAAUAAUUGUAAAUAUAUGCAACCUGUUGUGACACUGUACAUACUGUGAAAUGUCAGAAUUGUAAUUGUUUUGAAUGUUUAAUAAAUGUGAUAAAC
Molecule: messenger RNA, 1694 nt
Organism: Oryzias latipes (Japanese medaka)
Lineage: Eukaryota; Metazoa; Chordata; Actinopteri; Beloniformes; Adrianichthyidae
Source: RefSeq, a predicted model, not a curated record